This is a messenger RNA of Emericellopsis cladophorae, 822 nucleotides long. RefSeq lists its product as uncharacterized. The transcript has 3 exons. Gene Ontology annotation, biological process: positive regulation of protein catabolic process. Lineage: Eukaryota; Fungi; Ascomycota; Sordariomycetes; Hypocreales; Bionectriaceae. Bases 1 to 822 code for a protein of 273 amino acids. Gene Ontology annotation, cellular component: nucleus; cytoplasm. The record is from RefSeq and is a predicted model, not a curated record. Gene Ontology annotation, molecular function: ornithine decarboxylase inhibitor activity.
AUGGCGCCCAUGAUGAAUUACAGUAGUAAUUUAAGUAAUUACGGCGAGGACGCUGUCCAAAAGGUCAACGUCCUUGCCUCCGCCUACAUCGUCGACGCCUCUCUCGCCUCGCUCAAGGGCCUCCACUACUGCACUACCGGGGCCGCAGGGGCCGAGUGCCCCCCCCUCGCCGCAUUAACCUCGUCCAACGACGUCGCCCUGUUCCCCAAGAAGAGGAGGAGCAGCUCCGGGCGCAGCCGGCGAGGGGGGGCAGCACUGUCGAUUAGGGAAGAAUGUGAGAGAUUCUUCUGCGAGUCCAUGAAGACGGCCUUUCUUGGUGAGAGGGAGACGUCCAAGUAUGGCUCCAGCUACUCGGGUGCUUAUAACAACAACACAACUUCACUACUGCCGACGCCGCCGCCCGACGACACCUUCCCGGCCUCGUUUCGCCGCGGGAGCGAUGUCGCCGUCCGUCCGAGCACCAACAAGGGUUUCUACGUUGAUGCUUGGAUGGAGGUCUGGGACUUUGCUGGCGGCGCCAGCUUCCGCGCGUUCGUCGCCGACAAUGGCCGCGAACGGACACUGUUCGUAUUCUUUGACUCGGAAGGCGCUAUGGCCAGGGAUCUGAAGAAAGGAUUGAUGGCUCUGAUUGAGCUGAGUGACGGCCCUCUUGACUGCUCCCAUAUCGUCACUUGUCUUGACCGCCGCAUUCCUGGCCACGACGCCGUGGAGCUGACCAAGAGCCUGCAGUGGGUUGGCUUCGAGAUGACCACUCUCGACCACUGGGCAGGCGACUUUGACGUGACCAGCCGCGACUGGCUGUUCAUGGGUAUGGAAGUGUAG